AUGGGGUGCAGGACAUGUAGGGCCAGGAGAAUAAAGUGCGACGAGACCCGGCCUGUGUGUAACCAAUGCAUCAAAUCGCGCCGUCACUGCUCCGGCUACCGCUCCGACUUCGACAUCCUCCACCGGGACGAGACACAAGCGACAGCUGCACGGGCAAAGAAGGCAGCGGCCAAGAAGGCGGCCAAGAGGGCUGCCGAGGAAGGGGGCAUCAUCAUCACAUUUGACCCGGCCCCGGAAUCGAAUAAGGGCGCCGGCGGCGGCAGCAGCAGCACCAAGAACUCGUCCAUGCUCGUCGCCGGUUCCUCGUCACAGCCCUCCUCGCCAACGCCUUCACCUGCGACCUCCGCACCGGGCCCUUCAUCGACAGCAACAUCAACAGCACAGGCCUCGCCCCUCGAGCUGUCGUUCCCGGCAGCCGCCCCCGCCGUGCCUCUUGACCAACGCGCAAGCCAUUUCUUCGCGUGGAACUUCAUCAUGGUGCCCGGCCAGCGAGGCAAGAAUUCGGGCCACCUCGACUAUCUCCUGCCCCUGCUCAACUCCCAGACCCGGCCCGACAGCGCCUUCCAGCUCGCCUACAGCGCCGUUGCCCUGGCCGCCAUGGGCAACCGCUUCAAGGGGGACUCGACCGACCUGGUGGAGCUGUCCUUCAUGCAGCACUCGCGGGCCCUGGUUGCGAUCCACAGGGCGCUCAAGGACCCGGCCGAGAGCAGGCACGACGGCACCCUCGCGACGGUGCUCCUGCUGUCGCUGUUCGAGAAGAUCACGGCCGCCAAGGAGGUCGGCCUGCUCGCCUGGCGCACCCACAUCGAGGGCGCCAUGCACCUGGUGAGGUCCCGCGGCCGCGAGAUGGUGCAGAACAAGGACUCGGUCCUCCUGUUCAACGCCGUCCGCCUGCAGAUCAUCGCCCGCACCCUGUCGUCCGGCACGUCGUCCGUCAUGGGCGUCAACUGGUGGCUCCCCGAGUCCGUCGCGGCCGACUCCAUCGGCGCUCGCUACCAGCGCUUCGCCCUCGAGGUCAGCGACCUGCGGGCCGAGGUGACCCGUCUGAUGGCCACCCUGUCCCGCAACGACCAGGGCCUGGAGCUCAUGCUCGAGAUGCUGCGCAAGGUGCAGGACCUCGACCUCCAGAUGGCCAACUUCCUGCGCGGGCUGCCCGCCGAGUACCAGUUCACGCCCCUGUACUGGGAGGACAAGGUCCUCGGGGACGGCGAGGUCCGCCACGCGCCCGUGUAUCCCGGGCGUGUCGACGCCUACUCGGACCUGAUCGUCGCCAGCAUGUGGAACGCCACGCGCGCGACCCGCAUCAUCCUCAUGUCGCUCCUCAUCCGCGUCGCCGCCUGGAUCUGCAGCCCGGCCGACUUCCGCUCCACGCCCGAGUACGCCACCGCCGUGCGGACCUGCAAGGCCAACAUCGCCGACAUCAUCUCCUCGGUGCCGUACAUGCUCAGCAUGCACCAGAAGGACGCCCAGCGACCCAGUGCGCCGGCCCCGGGUGGCUUCGCGUGCGGGACUGACGAGCAGAGCAAGAUGCUGGGCGGGCUCAUGGUGGCCUGGCCGCUGAGCACGGUCAGGACUUGCGAUUACACCAUGGAUGAGCAGCGCGAGUGGGCCAUUGGCCGGUUGAACUUCAUCGCGAGUGAUCUUGGCAUCAAGUACGCCAGCAGUCUGGCUGCCGCCAAAAUCCGCUUCCCAUCCAUGCUCAUCCGUAGGGAUGGGCUCAUGCCGACCAAGGACCCAUUGAUGGAUAUCAAGCAGACACUGUCUACCAAGAUCGCCGUGAGAUAG
Molecule: messenger RNA, 1785 nt
Organism: Diaporthe citri
Lineage: Eukaryota; Fungi; Ascomycota; Sordariomycetes; Diaporthales; Diaporthaceae
Exons: 3
Coding region: 1-1785 (594 amino acids)
Biological process (GO): regulation of DNA-templated transcription
Molecular function (GO): DNA-binding transcription factor activity, RNA polymerase II-specific; zinc ion binding
Source: RefSeq, a predicted model, not a curated record